AUCUCACGUUGAACAAACACCGAGGGAGCCGGGAGCAGACUCAGACAGCGGGCUCUCUGCUCCGCCGGGAAGGGCGCAGGGCCGGGGUCGCCGGCCGCCCCGCUUUUGUCCGCGCAGCCCGGGGAGGAGGUCCGGUCUGAGCUGCUGAACUUUCGUGCCAUCUUGUGCACAGGACCCGGGAGCCUGAGGAUUUAGGCGCUGCCGUGUAUGGAGCUCGGGGCCGGGGCCGAGCCCGCCGCCGCCUCGCCCCCCGCGCGCCGCCCAGGCCAUGCCGCUCCGAGUGCGCGCCGGGCCGCCGGGCCUGCGGGGCUGAGCCGGGGGCCGCGGGCGGCGGCGCGGGCGGCGGGGCCGGGGCGGGAGCCGCGGGCGCGGGCCGCGGGACUAUGGCCGUGUGCUGCUGCGCCCCCCACAGCCUGGCGACCAUGAGCAGCGCCGACCAGGCGCGCAGCGGCGGCCCCCGGCCCGGCGGCAGCGACACGCCCCCGGGGAGCGCCCCCCUGAGCCCCGGCAGCGUGUUCAGCCCCGCGAGGGACGCCGCGUUCCUCUUCCCCCCGCCCGAGGCGGCGCCGGGCAGCCCCCGGGGCUGGCGGAGCGGCCGGCGCCGGGCGAACUGCAGCAGCAGCGGCGGCGGCGGCGGGAGCCCGGGCUGGGCGCGGCGGUCCCCGGGGACGGGGAGCCCCCCGGCGCCGGAGGAGGCCCGGCGGAGGCUGCGCACCCUGCGGCGGGAGCUGCAGAACGUGCAGGUGACCCAGAAGGUGGGCCUGUUCGAGGCGCACAUCCAGGCGCUCGGCUCCGCCGCCCUGGGCCGGGCGCGCUCGCCCUCCCCGCGCCCCCUCCGCAGCCUCAGCCAGCCCCCCGGGCGGCCGCCGGCGCCGGGUGAGGAGCGGAGGACCAGGUCCUGGGGCGGGCGGUGCUCGGAGGCCGCGGAGGAGACCCCCGAGGCCGGCCCCGCGGGGCGAGCUCCGAGCCUCUCCGAGGACCCCGAGGGCGCGGCGCCUCCUCCCGGCCCAGCCGCCCCACCGUCGGACUCAGGAGCUCAGGGCCCAGCCCCGUCGGUGAGAAACGAGAAGGGGGUCCCGGCCUCCCCACCGUGCGAACCCCCCGCAGCUGUGGAGACGGACAAGGGGGUCCCCCCUCCGGACACUCGGAGCUGCCCGGCUCCCGCGCUGGACUCGGUCGGAGUGGACUCCGUGACGGCGACGGAAGUGGCAGCGACGGCUCUGCCCACUGGGCCACACCGCCCGCAGGGCCCUGCGCUCCCGGCGGCGCUGCCGGAGGGGCCCCGGGAUGCGCAGCCCCCGCCCCCCGCCGCCCCGGUGGAGGGGGGUGAGGAGCCGGCUCCGGGGGACAGUGAGACGAGCCCAGCCCCGGAGAGGGGCGCGCCCCCCGGCGGAGAGCCCCCCGGGACGGGGCCCCCCGGGACGGGGCCCCCCGGGACGGGGCCCCCCGGGACGGCGGGGGAAGGAAGUCCGCCCGGCGGCCGGCCGGGCUCCGGGGACCCCGACGCGGGCGCCAGGCCGGCAGUGGAGGAGAGGACUGUGGACGCGCAAAGCGCAGGAGACCUGAGCUCGGCGGGUCCCGCGGUGACCCCGAGUGGGGAGCCCCCGCUGAACUCGGACGAAGCGGAUGGAGGGUCCCCCCCGCUGGGCCUGCCCGGGGGCAGCCGCCUGGGCGCGGGGGAGGCGGAGGCGGGCGCUCCUGCCGGCAGAGCCGCAGAAGCCGCGGCAGAGGACCUGCAAGAGGCCCGGGGCCUCCCCGCGGACCGGGCGGGCCUGCAGCCCGGCAGCCCCCGGGCCUGGCUGGCCCCCGGGGAGGAAGCCCGCCCGGCCUGGACGUGCGGCCCGGGGGCGCCCGCCCAGGGGACGUGGGGGAGCCCCCCGAAGGACAGAGCCGCCCGCCCCGGCCCGGAGCCGCCCUCCCCGGGGCAGGAGGACCAGCCCUGGCCGCGGGGGGCCCGCAGCCCCGGCAGCAUCCCCGCCGUCAUCAUCACCGACAUGGGCGCCCCGGAGGAGGACGGCGCGCUGGAGGAGGCGCAGGGCGGCCCGCUGGGCAUCCUGCCGCUGCGGAAGCUGUCCUCCUCCUCCGCCUCCUCCGCCGGCUUCUCCUCCUCCUACGAGGACUCGGAGGAGGACAUCUCCAGCGACCCCGAGCGCUGCCUGGACCCCAGCGCCGCCGCCUUCCUGCACACCCUGGACCAGCAGAAGCCCCGCGUGAGCAAAUCAUGGCGGAAGAUAAAGAACAUGGUGCACUGGUCCCCCUUCGUCAUGUCCUUCAAGAAGAAGUACCCCUGGAUCCAGCUGGCCGGGCACGCAGGGAGUUUCAAGGCGGCCGCCAACGGCCGCAUCCUGAAGAAGCACUGUGAGUCGGAGCAGCGCUGCCUGGACCGGCUGAUGGCCGACGUGCUGAAGCCCUACGUGCCGGCCUACCACGGGGACGUGGUCAAGGACGGGGAGCGCUACAACCAGAUGGACGACCUGCUGGCCGACUUCGACUCGCCCUGCGUGAUGGACUGCAAGAUGGGCAUCAGGACCUACCUGGAGGAGGAGCUGACGAAGGCGCGGAAGAAGCCCAGCCUGCGCAAGGACAUGUACCAGAAGAUGGUGGAGGUGGACCCCGCGGCGCCCACGGCCGAGGAGCACGCCCAGCGCGCCGUCACCAAGCCCCGCUACAUGCAGUGGCGGGAGACCAUCAGCUCCACCGCCACCCUGGGCUUCCGCAUCGAGGGCAUCAAGAAAGAAGACGGCUCGGUGAACCGGGACUUCAAGAAGACCAAGACGCGGGAGCAGGUCACCGAGGCCUUCCGGGAGUUCACCAAGGGCAACCCCAACAUCCUGAUCGCCUACCGGGACCGGCUGAAGGACAUCCGGGCCACCCUGGAGGUGUCCCCGUUCUUCCGGGGCCACGAGGUCAUCGGCAGCUCGCUGCUCUUCAUCCACGACAAGAAGGAGCAGGCCAAGGUGUGGAUGAUCGACUUCGGGAAGACCACGCCGCUGCCCGAGGGCCAGACGCUGCAGCACGACGUGCCCUGGCAGGAGGGCAACCGCGAGGACGGCUACCUCUCCGGCCUCAACAACCUCAUCGACAUCCUCACCGAGAUGUGCCCGGGCCCCAGCGCCCCGGUGGCCUGAGCGCCGCCCCCGCCCCGCCCCCGCCCGCCGCCUCCCAGUUCCCUUCACGUCCACAGGGCGCGGCCAGGGCCCUCCCAACUGCACUACAGGACACUUUGCGGGCUUUCUCCUUCUUUUCCUCCUGAGGGGCUUUGCUGCAGGGUCUCCUUCUGGAAGAGCAGUGCCCGCGCCAGGCCCCGCCGCCCGCUGCCCCCCGGGGAGGCCAGGGGGGUCCGGUGGGCAUCCUCGGGUGCCAGGCCUCGGGCGGGAGGCCUGUGGGCGCUUGCUGCCCCCUGGUGGCCGGUGGCCAUUCGUGCCGCGGCUCCGCACAGCCCAUCUCUGACAUCCUCCGCCCCGCUGGGCUGUAAGAGUAAGGCGGCCAGACGUCCCACUUUGGGCGGGACAGUCCCGAUGUCUAACAAUUUCAUCCCACGGCGUUUUUAAAAAAAAAAAAAAAAAAAAAAGUCGCGGUUUUUGUCUGGCCACCAUAUGUAAGAGCCCUGUGUCGGCGGUGCCGGUCCCGCUUCCUUCUUGUUGGGGCACAGAACCCCGUGGUGUCAGCCCUGAGGAGAGCGCCCCCCGAGGGCAGCCGGGUCCAGGGCACGUGUGGCCUCUGCCGUCUGUGAGGCCGGGAGCCAGGAGCAGGCUGCUAUUCCAUCUGCCAUUCCCGCCCAGGAACUCGGAGCUCUGGGGCCGCCCACCCAGAGCCGCCUGUGCCUCCGCCGCCCCCUCGGCCGGGGUGCCGGGAGGGCCAGGGCCAGGCAGCCCCCCGGGAGAGAGACCUCAGAGGACACGCCUCCCCUCUGUUCCCGCCUCUCGGGGGCCCUGCCUGCACACUGGGGUUCCUUCCUGAGCCCCCCGCGGCCCCUGCAGUCCAAGAAGGGCUGCAGGCUGCCCCUGCCAGGCAGGGGCAGCAGGAAGCCAACGCCUGCACCUGUUUUCCCUGAAGCAAUCCUAGUCCCGGCGGGCUGGGCCUGUGCUUGCUGUGUGCGGGCAGCUUCGGGCACUGGCCAGUGUGCCCGCCUCUCCCUGGAGGCUGGGUGCUGACGGCAGCGGGCGCCCGUUGGGAGCCUGGUCCUAAGUGUCAGCGAGCGAGUGUGUGCCUCUGAGCGAGAAGGACGUGACCCUGCCUGGCGCUGGAGGGCAGACUCCGCGGAGGCCUGUGGAGCCGGGCCCUCCUGUUGUGGGAGGAGAGUUGGGGGCCAGGCCAGCAGCCCCCGGGCCGGCUGCCCUCGGAGACCAGGAGUCCAGGUGUGGGUACCUGGGGGGGGGGGCCAGUCUGGAGGGGGAGGCUCCCGCCCCCCCACGUGGCAGCUCCCCGUUCGUUCGCCUGGCUUGGGGACAGCCGAGGGUGGGAUGUAGAUUUUAAAAAGGAAAUCACUUUUCAACUCCCUGGCUCUUGUUCAGACAGUGGAGGACUCCGGUGUGGGCCCACCUGCUCCCCCACCGCCCCCCCAGCCUGUGAGGGCACGUGACCCGGAGGCUGAGCUGCGUGGGCUGGGGGCCUGGGCCGUGGGUGCCGGGGGAAGGGGGGGGGGGCUGGGCCGAGGGCGCCGGGCGAAGGGCCUCACGGGGUCGCCCCGGGGCCUGGCUGUGAGCUGGCAGCCGUGGCCUGUCCGGGGCGGUACCGCUGUCCGCAGAUUCCCGCUCUGGACGCACCUGGGCCCACUCCCUCCCCGCCCCCCCCCCCCCAAGCCAGCACUUUAGCUUCAGAAGGGGCAUCUGUUUAGGGCUCUUCCUUCGGGGCGGGGUCUGUACCCACUGUGCCAGCUCCCUUCUCGCCCUUUCUCCUUGGACCUGCCACCUCCUUACCCGGACCCGGGAGAGGAUUUCCCGGCCGCGCGCCGGGGCUGUCUGCAGGGCCUUCCCACCCAGGCCGGCCGGGGGCCUGGCCACACAGGUGGGGGGUGAGCAUCCCCCCGCCCGCCCCGCCCCCGCAUUAUUGGGGUUCCUAUGCCUGAAAUGUUUUCCCCAUGCUCGGCCCGGACUUGCCUGAGAGCCGUGUAAGAAGUUGUAAGUUAUAUUUAUUUUGCUGUCGUCGUUAAUUGCACAAAACACUAAGACUGAGAGGCUGGGUUCUGCGUCUGCUCUUCGCUCUGCCUUCUUUCCGAGCCGCAUGUCCUGCGGGGGGUCCGGAUGCAGCCCCCCACCCCCACCCCCAUUAGCAUCCGUCCGGUCAGCCUGUGUAUACAAGCCCAGCCUUCUCCGGAAGCAGCCGGCGUCACCCCAGCCA
Pipistrellus kuhlii (Kuhl's pipistrelle) is the source of this 5340-nucleotide messenger RNA. It is a transcript of the gene ITPKB, whose product is annotated as inositol-trisphosphate 3-kinase B. Gene Ontology annotation, molecular function: inositol tetrakisphosphate kinase activity; inositol-1,4,5-trisphosphate 3-kinase activity. The record is from RefSeq and is a predicted model, not a curated record. Gene Ontology annotation, cellular component: cytoplasm; nucleus. Gene Ontology annotation, biological process: inositol phosphate biosynthetic process. NCBI's taxonomy places the organism in Eukaryota, Metazoa, Chordata, Mammalia, Chiroptera, Vespertilionidae.